CACUCCUCGCUCCUCCUAGGGUUCUAAGCAAUCAGUAAUUUCCUUCUUUUCAAUUGAAUUAUGGUAACAUGGCAAAAUUGAUCCGACAGCAAGUAGAAAUAUAGUGCUGAUAUAGAAAAAUCAAUAUACCGAUCAAAAUGGCGUGUGUGUACAUUCCGGUGCAGAACUCGGAGGAGGAGGUUAGGGUGGCGCUGGACCAGCUUCCCCGCGACGCCGACAUCCUCGACAUUCUCAAGGCCGAGCAAGCCCCUCUUGACCUCUGGCUCAUCAUCGCCAGGGAGUACUUCAAACAAGGCAAGAUUGAGCAGUUUCGCCAGAUACUGGAAGAAGGAUCUAGUCCUGAAAUUGAUGAAUAUUAUGCAGAUGUGAGGUAUGAGAGGAUUGCGAUCCUCAAUGCUUUAGGUGCAUAUUAUAGUUAUCUUGGAAAAAUCGAGACGAAGCAGAGAGAAAAGGAAGACCAUUUUAUUAUGGCAACACAGUACUACAAUAAAGCGUCAAGAAUAGACAUGCACGAGCCUUCUACCUGGAUUGGAAAAGGCCAACUUUUACUGGCCAAGGGUGAUGUAGAACAAGCAUUCGCUGCCUUCAAGAUUGUAUUGGAUGGAGAUCGGGAUAAUGUUCCUGCGCUUCUGGGUCAGGCAUGUGUCCACUUCAGCCGAGGACGAUAUUCUGAUUCAUUGGAGUUAUAUAAGAGGGCCUUGCAAGUUUUUCCUCAGUGCCCUGCUGCUGUAAGGCUUGGAAUAGGUCUUUGUCGCUAUAAAUUAGGUCAAACGGAAAAGGCAAAGCAAGCAUUCGAACGCGUUUUGCAGUUAGAUCCAGAAAAUGCUGAAGCUCUUGUUGCUCUUGGUAUUUUGGAUUUGCAAACUAAGGAUGCUGCCAACAGUAGGUUGGGAAUGGUGAAAAUCCAAAGGGCAUUUGAAAUAUAUCCCUAUUCUGCGAUGUCACUGAAUUAUCUGGCAAAUCAUUUCUUCUUUACUGGUAAACAUUCCACAGUCGAGAAACUGACAGAAACGGCACUUGCUGUGACUAAUCAUGGUCCAACUAAGUCACAUUCUUAUUACAAUCUGGCGCGAUCAUACCACAGCAAGGGUGACUAUGAAAAAGCUGGAAUGUACUACAUGGCUUCUGUGAAGGAGAUUAAUAAGCCUCAUGAAUUUGUGUUACCUUAUUACGGUUUGGGACAAGUUCAGCUGAAGUUGGGUGAUCUUAAGAGUGCCCUGGCAAAUUUUGAAAAGGUCCUGGAAGUUUACCCUGAUAAUUGUGAGGCGCUAAAAGCUCUUGGGCACAUUUAUAUCCAGCUUGGUCAAACUGAGAAGGCUUAUGAAUUUAUCAAAAAGGCUUCUAAAAUUGAUCCUCGUGAUCCUGAGGCUUUUCUAGAUCUGGGGGAGUUAUUAAUUUCCACUGAUGCUGGUGCUGCUCUGGAUGCGUUUAAAACUGCAGACGAGAAGAAAGGGGGAGAAGUGCCUGUAGAGCUCAACAUUGGUGUUCUACAUUUUGAGAGGGGAGAAUUUAAGCUUGCUGAACAAGCGUUCAAGGAUGCUUUAGGCAAUGGCAUAUGGCUUAGUUUUCUUGAAGCUAAGCCACAGCUUGUUUCCACCACUGCAUCUGUACAUCUAUACAAAGACUUUAACUUGUUUGUUCGACUUGAAGGACAGGGUAUUCCUGUUGAAGUUCCUUAUAAUAAAGUUUCAACAAUAUUCAACCUGGCUAGAUUGUUGGAGCAGUUGCAUUCCAUUGAAACGGCCAGCAUUUUGUACCGACUAAUUCUAUACAAGUACCCAGAAUAUGUAGAUGCUUACCUGAGGCUUGCCGCUAUUGCAAAAGCUCGAAAUGAUGUUCAAACUAGUACUGAACUGAUUGCAGAUGCUCGCAAGGUGGAUGAGAAGUGUCAAGAUGCAUUAUUGAUGCUCGGUGACCUUGAGCUCAAGAAUGAUGACUGGGUUAAGGCAAAAGAAACUUUCCGUGCAGCUAAGGACAUGGCUAAUGGAAAUGAUUCUUAUGCUUCUCUUUGUCUGGGCAAUUGGAACUAUUUUGCAGCAAUUCGUUCAGAGAAAAGAGCACCUAAGUUGGAAGCUACCCACCUGGAGAAGGCUAAAGAACUUUACACAAAAGUUCUACUCCAGCAUACUGGUAAUCUAUUUGCAGCUAAUGGUGCUGGAGUUGUAUUGGCAGAAAAAGGUCAAUUUGAUAUUGCAAAGGAACUUUUCACCCAGGUGCAAGAAGCUGCAAGUGGAAGUGUUUUUGUCCAGAUGCCAGAUGUGUGGAUAAAUCUUGCUCACGUCCACUUUGCUCAAGGAGACUUUGCAUUGGCUGUGAAAAUGUAUGAGAAUUGCUUAAAGAAGUUUUACUAUAACACAGACAGUCAAGUUCUUCUUUAUUUAGCACGGACACAUUAUGAAGCUGAGCAGUGGCAAGACUGUAAAAAGACUUUAUUAAGAGCUAUUCAUUUGGCACCUUCAAAUUACACAUUAAGGUUUGACAUCGGUGUAGCACUGCAGAAGUUUUCUGCAUCAACAUUACAGAAGACAAAAAGGACUGUGGACGAGGUACGGUCAACUGUCACUGAGCUUAAGAAUGCAGUUCGCAUAUUCAGCCUGUUGUCUGCUGCUUCAAAUCUCCACAUUCAUGGAUUUGAUGAGAAAAAGAUUGAAACUCAUGUUGAGUAUUGCAAGCACUUACUUGAGGCUGCAAAAGUUCAUUGUGAGGCAGCUGAACGUGAAGACCAGCAAAAUAAGCAGCGAAUAGAACUUGCUAAGCAGGUUAAGGAGGCUGAGGAAAACCGGAAAAGAGCCGAAGAGCAGAGAAAAUCUCAAUUGGAGAAAAGAAAACAAGAGGAUGAACACAAACAAGUGAUGCAACAAGAGGAGCAUUUAUUGCGCAUAAAGGAGCAAUGGAAGAACACUGCUCCGGCCUCUAAGCGAAAGGACAGGCCUCAGACUGAAGAUGAGGAGGGUGGUGAGAGGAGGAGGAGAAAAGGAGGAAAAAGAAGAAAGAAGGAAAAGAAGUCACGGCAUGGAUCUGAAGAACCGUUAGCAGAUGCUGAUGAUCAGGAAGAAAUAGAUGAUGAAGAUUCCAAUGUAAACUUGAAAGAGCCUCAUUAUCAAGUUGAUCACGUUGACCAAGCAGAAAAUAAUCCUCAGGAUCUUCUUGCAGCAGCAGGUCUUGAUGAUUCUGAUGCAGAGGAUGAUGCCGUUGCCCCUACAUCUAAUACAAACCGACAGAGGCAAGCAUGGUCAGAGUCAGAGGAAGAUGAAUCAUUCCAGAUGCAGGCAGUGUCUGAUCAUGCUGUUGGGGUACCAGAUAGUGAUGCAGAAGCUGGAGGUCAUGAUGAAAGGCUGCAUGGUGACGUUUCUGUUGAUGAUGAAUAAUGAGAUCAACCCUUGCGUUAAAGUCUCUGUUUAUCAUGAAAUCUGAAGACAAGGUUGGCGCGUCCUUUCAUUUUCAGAACCAGGUAGAACUGAUCUUUCUUUCUAAUGCUUUGCGAGUCGGGUACCCUUGCAGAUAUAAGAUGGCCUCUCAAAGCUUGUAAUUUUGUUGUUCUGAAGGUCCCUAUUCUUUAACAUUGUUGAUGAGCCAUGAUGUCUAAAGUUACUUGAGACUUCUUCUUAUUUAGAAAACAUAGUAACAUAUUGUAAAUAUGUGGGUUCAUAGACUCUUUUUUUUUUUUUGUGCCCCUUUUUGGGUGUCUGUAUGUCCUAUUUUCUACAGAAACACGAGAAUGGUACAAGCCAAUGAGCAAGAAAAUAUGAUGGCAUGUAGUUCAGUAGUUAAAACUGUGAGAUUGGUCCAGGUAUCUUUCUAGUACCCCAUGUUGCCAUAGACUUUAGGCUUUUAGUCUUGCAAUGCCGUUGAUUAAGACAGGAACAGAUCUCCAAUGGUCAACCGACUGUGCUUGCCUAUUUACCAUAGCGAAAUAUGGUUUGUGGUGUAAAAUGUGUUUUGUGGUCUUCUUGGUAGUCUGUUGCUGUUUGAGUAUAUUAUAGGUAUGGAUAAAUGUCUGCAUAGAUUAUUCAGUGACACGCACAUCUACACGUAUGUUGUUGCUGUUUCAAAAUUGUUUUGUUCUUGAUGAUGUCAAUAAUAGUUGAAGAGUGUACACA
This is a messenger RNA of Coffea arabica (coffee), 4100 nucleotides long. The record is from RefSeq and is a predicted model, not a curated record. Lineage: Eukaryota; Viridiplantae; Streptophyta; Magnoliopsida; Gentianales; Rubiaceae.